AUGCCGGCAAAAUCGUCGCGGGAUGACCUGGAGGCUCCGCGGCCUGCGCCGCAGGCCAUGGAUCAACCUCGAGGUCCGACAUUGCCAGGCCGUGUGCAGGCAGAGAAAAGGGGAAGUCAGGAGCUUUGUGGGGGAAACGUCGUGCAGCAAGGUGAUGCCAUGCCUUUGACAGCGGAACUGGAAGAACUGAUUGACAAGACCAUCUGCGAAAUUCAAGAGUUGGAGAGCCAGGAGAGGCAAUGUCUAUUGCAGGACUCAGACUUUUGCCAGGAAGUCACGCCAGAGCUACAGCAGAACUUCUCCAAGGUGGAUGUCCCCAGUCCGCCUCAAAUACCUCGAGCAAGACGUCCUGUCACAACAGGAGCUCGUGAAGCUGAAGUGGAGGCUGUCGAGCACUGCCGACGAUUCCUGGCACAAGCUUGCCGGCCGCAGGUGAAGAUCAGGACGCCCUAUGCUGUUCCGAAGUUCGAUUUGACAGAUACGGAACUCAGACGUCCUCUUGAGAAGUCUUUGGAGUCGAUGUCCUUCGACCCUUUGGCGUUCCGAAUCCUGCGCCGAUCUGCUUGGUGA
Molecule: messenger RNA, 570 nt
Organism: Symbiodinium sp. CCMP2592
Lineage: Eukaryota; Dinophyceae; Suessiales; Symbiodiniaceae
Source: the annotation of a GenBank genome assembly